Molecule: messenger RNA, 4182 nt
Organism: Hemibagrus wyckioides
Lineage: Eukaryota; Metazoa; Chordata; Actinopteri; Siluriformes; Bagridae
Product: protein FAM13A-like
Exons: 18
Coding region: 327-2693 (788 amino acids)
Biological process (GO): signal transduction
Source: RefSeq, a predicted model, not a curated record
CCAAGCGGUACACCUGUAACCAUGACAACCACCGUCCUCAUGGUAACAUAGCCGCUUUUGAUCACGUGCUCACCGGAUUGUAAACAGCAACGGUGCGAAUUUACCUUUAGCCAAGAUGCUAACCUCAGAUAUUCUGACGUGUAUGACAGUUAUUAAAAAUAUGCUUGUAUACGACCUGUACUGUUUAUCCCGUGCACUGAGAGCGGACUAGCGGGAAGAGUUAAGAGUUCUGGAAGCACGAAGACAGCUCUGGUGUUGCUAACUAGCGGACUAGCCAAGAGGCUGGAUGGGAAAGUGGCUUGCAGUGGAAUGUAGCUGGGAUUAAAAUGGGAACCAGCGCCUCCAUAUCACUGUGUCGAGGUCCAGCCUCGGUGAAGGUGCUGAAACGGCACACUCGUGUAGAACCCGAGCAGCAGACUCAGGACCCAGACACUCAGGCUGUAUUUGGAGUGUCUCUGCAGCGUCUGAGAGAUGCUGGACGGCUACAGCAGGGAGUCCCUCUGGUGCUCAAGAGCAUGGUGGAGUUUUUGGAGAAACAUGGUCUGCAGCAGAGUGGUGUGUUCAGGGUGUGUGGUUCUGUGCCACGCUGCAGGACGUUGCGUGUGUGUCUGGACCGUGGUGAACAUGUGGAUCUGGAGAGAGUGGACAUUCCAACGGUUGCCGCUCUGCUCAAGCUGUAUCUACGAGAACUGCCAAGUGGACUCAUACCACACACACACAGCAAGCACAUGCAGCAGGCACUCAGGGACUCUAAAGAUAGAACAGAGCUGGUUGCAGCUCUGAAGGAAUCCCUGCAUCGUCUCCCUGACGACAAUUACAACAUCCUGUCUUACCUUCUUCACUUCCUAUCUCGAGUGGCUGCCCACAGCCAGUGGAAUCACAUGACCUCUGAGAACCUGGCCACAGUGUUCGGCCCGUGUAUAUUCCGGGUCCCUGAAGGCCCGAGGAUGCUGGAGGAGCAGAGCAUGUGCAACACUCUUACUCUGCACCUCCUGGAGAAACACACACACCUGAUCCCACACACAACUCACACACAUUCACACAACAGAAGCCAUACACACACCGGGAGCUCUGUGUUGUCUCGUCCUCUUCUUAAUGACAUAUUACAAGUACAGCAGAAGGAGUCUAAUACCUCAGAGAUGGUGUGUGAUGCCACUGUGGGUGUGGCUAAACAAACAAGUGCCCUCCCACCAGCUGGAGCAGACACACGCCCACUCUCCAGAAGGUUCAUCUCUAAACUCGACCUGGAUGAGAGGAGAGGAAGUGUGAGGCGAGGGACUGGGGCAGAGAAAAAGGAGAACGCUGGACAUACAAAGAGUCAUCCUGAACAGGAAUCGUGCCUAAUUCAGAAGGAUCAGUCCUGCCUCCCAGACUCACACAUGAACCUCGCUCCACAACGCCCUGCUCCAGACAGCAGCCACACAGACGGUGACACACACUCCGAUAGCAGCGACGAGACGCAUCGCAAGACCAGACACACACACAGCCAGAAGGACACACCGUCUAACACGAGCCACACACACUCUCUGUGUGGUGAGACCCAAACUGAGAUCCGAAGCUCACACUCUGAGCCUGGGAGCACACACACCGAGGCCAGGGUCUCACACAGCAAACAUGUACCCUCAGAUUAUAGCUGCACACACUCCCAGACUCCUGACACACACUCUGCCAGGCUGACGGUGGCGGACAUCAACUCAGCAUCUAGCUGCUACGUCAGUGCUUCUCCCACUUCCCCUGUUCAGCCUCCUGUCACAAGCCAGGCUCAGACUCUAAGCAAUGGACAAGACUCCGCCCCUUGUGCAACCUCCAGCCAAUCACAUGUCAUAGAGGAUGGUGCAGACUGUCCCCACGAGAUGUCGACCUCACAGGUGCGUCAGCGUAUCCAGAAGCUCAAGCGAGCAAUCAGGAGUUUCGAUGAAUCCUUCCAGAAUAUCCACAGCUACAAGGCUUCUGUCAGUGAUAAAGCGUCUCAUCCUGAAGUGCUGAAGCUCAUGACGGACCUCAGUAAAGCCCGCAAGCAGCUGAACAAGCUGAGAUCUGGACACGCCUCGGAAAAACACGCUGUGUGUUCAUACACACCUGCUCUGGAGGACACGGUGCACACCUUAACUCAGAGGCUUAAAGAGAAAAGACUGGAACUGAACCUACCAGAACGCAUACAGGAUAUGUCACACACUCAGCUAGCUCUGGAGAAGACAACACUGCAGAAGUGUCUUCUUUACUACGAGAGUCUUCACGGCAGGCCGAGUUCUAAAGAGGAGAGAAGUGUAAUGAAAGAGCUAUAUAACCGCUACCAUCUAGUGAAGCAGGCCUUCUACAGCGCAAACACACAGACCAGUACCACUAGAGGCUCAGAUGAGUGUGUCCAUGUGAAUCCUGUGCCAAGAAAAGAGGACACUAAUAUUUUCUUCAUCACCCAGAUGGUCACGCAAACAACAGAUUCCUCAAAUGAUACACACUUAGUUAACAGGGUGAAGCUAUCGAGGCAGCUGAAACAGACAAGGAUGGAGAAAAGGCAACUGAGAACAGUUCUCAAAGAGUACGAGAAGAACUUUCUCAUAAAGAAUGGCAGGAACGCACAGAGAGAGGACUGUCUCGUCAUGGCGGAGGAAUACGAGCGCUACGAUGCUCUGAAGGACAGGCUCAGGCUGCUGAAAGGGAUGCUGGGAAAAAAAACACGACCUCGGAGAUAGACUCGCCGUCUGACACGCCCAUGAUCACGUGUAUGUCCUAGUGAGUGGAACGUGUAUACGUGUAGGGGCCGGAUCACGUGCCAUGCGUUGCGCAAAAAUCACUGGUGCAUUUACGGUUAUUUUUUUUAGAAAAAUCAUUUUGAAAUAUUUGUGACAAAAAAAAAAAAUUGUGGUCAUGCACCUUUGUAUCAAAAUAUAGCACUUUAUAUUCAGCUGCAAUUUGUUUUAUUUUUUAUUUUGGAUUAAACUAGAUGCACAAAUACAAGUAUACAAGCUCUAAUUUCACAGUGAGAACAGGUAGAGAGAGAGAGAGAGAGAGUGGGGGAUAAACGAGGAUAUGGCGCCCGUCCCUAAUUAACGUAGGUCUGUUUUAAUGCAGUCUAUCUGUCUUUCUGCACUGUCUAUGAGGGAGGAACUAACAGGCGCCGUAAAAAAUAUCUGGAGUUUUAUAUUUAUCCAAAAGACGUCGAUUCGUGGCGCAAACGCUUCCGAGGAAAAUAAUCGACGCUCAGAAGAAGCUGAGAGCCGGUUUCUCCUAGAGGAUUAUGGGUAAUAUUGUAUGCACUGGCGCUUCCAGUGGCCGCAAUGCCAUUAUUUUUAGAGCCGAUUCAAAUGGUUUAGCAAUAAUUUACACUACGUCUAUAAUAAAAGUAAUAAGACUGUACAGUUAAGGCUGGACACAGCUAUUUUUUUUUGUUAAUUAUUUAUUAUUCAACAAACUUUUCUUUCUUUUUUCUUUCUUUUGCUUCUUCUCUGUGAGGAGAUCUGAUUUCUUUCUCACUCGCUUGCAUUGAUAUUCGCUUUCUUCAGCCAGCUCUGGAGACCCGACGGAUCGAUUUCAUAUAUAUUAAAGGAUUUUAAUUCUUUUUUUUUUUUCUCACCGUAUGUCCUUUGGCAUACAAGAGCACAGUUUCGAGGGUUUGCAAACGUAAACAUAAACAUAAACACGCGUCACUAUGAACAUGCGCAAUAAUCAAUGGAUGGCCAAUACGACAUCUCUUUCACACACACACACACACACUUGCACACAGACGCUAAAGUACAAUACACACGCUGCUCUUUCUCAAAAAAUGUAAAAUAAUAUAAAAUAAAAAUGAACAAACUGACUCAAAAGUGGUUAAAGGAGAGCUGCAGGGAGAUCAGUGUGUAUAAAAUAGAGGAGGAACUCUAAAAUGUCAGUAAAUGAUAAAUGAUGAACUGAUGCUUGAAUUAAAUGACAGAACUGUGGAAAGGGAAGGAAAAGUUUAAAAAAAAACGGAAAGGUAAAGGACAAGGAGGAGAGGAAAAGGAAAAAGAAGAAGAGGGGAGAGGAAAGGAGAGGAAAAGGACGAGGAAAAAAGGAAAGGAGAGGAGAGGAGAGGAAAAUUUAAAAAAAAAAAAAAAAGGAUAGGAAGAGGAGAGGAAAGGAAAAGGAAAGGAAAGGGAAAAGGAAAGAGGAGAGGAAAAUGACCAGGCAAAAGGAGAGGAGAGGAGAGGAGAGGAGAGGAGA